This is a messenger RNA of Raphanus sativus (radish), 111 nucleotides long. NCBI's taxonomy places the organism in Eukaryota, Viridiplantae, Streptophyta, Magnoliopsida, Brassicales, Brassicaceae. The record is from the annotation of a RefSeq genome assembly.
AUGCUUACUCUCAAACUUUUUGUAUACACUGUAGUUAUAUUCUUUGUUUCUCUCUUCAUAUUUGGAUUCCUAUCUAAUGAUCCAGGACGUAAUCCGGGACGUGAAGAAUAA